This is a messenger RNA of Dibothriocephalus latus, 429 nucleotides long. The record is from the annotation of a GenBank genome assembly. Lineage: Eukaryota; Metazoa; Platyhelminthes; Cestoda; Diphyllobothriidea; Diphyllobothriidae.
AUGGAUACACAUUUCUUUGCGGGACUAACCAAGUUUAAGCUCGACGCCGGAAAGCACAGGCGGGAUGACGAUUUUGCGGAUCGAUUUAGUCACAACUUCACCACCCUCCUGCUCGUCAUCUUCACCCUGGUUGUGUCCGCGCGACAGUAUAUUGGCAAGCCCAUCGCGUGUUGGGUGCCCACGGAGUUCACCCGUGCUCAGGAGGAGUAUGCGGAGUCAGUGUGUUGGGUGACUAGCACCUACUUUCUGCCCACGCGACAAAAAACUGUGCCUGAGUCAACCGCAGAACGGGAGGAGAGGAAACUGCUGUACUACCAGUGGGUGCCGUUCGUACUCAUGAUUCAGGCCUUUCUUUUCAACUUCCCGUGCAUUAUUUGGAGGUUAUUCAAUUGGCAGUCCGGAAUACAUGUGAGUUUGCCCAAAUGCUGA